This is a messenger RNA of Xenopus laevis (African clawed frog), 2181 nucleotides long. RefSeq names its product phospholipase A2 group VII L homeolog (gene pla2g7.L). The record is from RefSeq and is a predicted model, not a curated record. Gene Ontology annotation, cellular component: extracellular region. The transcript has 12 exons. Gene Ontology annotation, molecular function: 1-alkyl-2-acetylglycerophosphocholine esterase activity. Lineage: Eukaryota; Metazoa; Chordata; Amphibia; Anura; Pipidae. The coding region runs from base 449 to 1723 and encodes 424 amino acids.
CUUCAGUUUAGGAAGUUGCUGCUGCUGGUGGGACAGAGUUGUGAAUAACAGGCCUCAGCGUGUAUCUCAAGUAUUUACUAAUAGAAGCAGCAUGGGGGGUGGAUUGAAACUAGACAUAACCAGUUCUACCUGCUGCUAAUUCAUUAUAUGUAAAAACGUGGGGCAGUAGGAUUAAUAGAGCCGUGUGAAGUACUGGCGGGCCUCAGCGUCCCUCACGUCAAGUCAUUUGCUGCUGCUCUACAGGAAGUGGUCUCACACGUUCCCAAUACGUCAGGGCACAGCGAGGCCUUUUCACAUAGACUACAGACCGCCUCUUCCCCUCCAUCGCUUGGUCACUAUCGGGACAAAGAACGCGCCUUCUGAGAACCUUCAUCAAGAGACUGUGACGGCAGCAUUGAGUCAACACUAGAGGACACACACGGGGCUUUUUGGGAAGUGCCGGAAUGGGAUGGCUCAUGUAACAAGGUUAUUCAGUCUUCACUGGGUGAAGCAAAGGGUCUACUCAGCUGUACAUUCCACCCGAGGGAACAGCCAACUGCCAAGAGCGAUGGGGGGUCACAACAGUGUUCAGUUCAGCGGCAUUCCCCAAGGGAGAGGGCCUCACGCUGUGGGCUGCACGGACUUUAUGAGUGGCCCUAAUAUUCAGGGAAGCUUCUUUCGCCUGUAUUACCCCAGCGCAGAGGUUGGUGAUUAUGAAGAGCCUUUAUGGAUUCCCAGGAAAGAAUAUUACCUUGGUCUCGCUGACACACUCAAGCUCAAUCGCUUUGUAGUCAAUUUCUUCUUGUGCUACUACUUUGGAUCAGUGAAAUCCCCUGCAAGAUGGAACGCACCUUUCAAACCGGGGGAAAAAUAUCCCUUGAUUAUAUUUUCCCAUGGGUUGGGAGCAUUCAGGACCCUGUAUUCUGCUAUAUGCAUUGACCUGGCAUCUCAAGGCUUCGUAGUUGCUGCGGUGGAGCACCGCGAUCGAUCGGCCUCUGCAACCUACUACCUGCAAGAGAGGUCGCCGAGUGACCCGUCUCUGGAAGAGGUUUGGCUCUACAAUAAGAUCCUAAAACCAGGGGAAGAUGAAUUUCCUCUGCGUGUUCAACAGGUCAAUCAAAGAGCUGAGGAGUCUUUACGAGCCCUAGAUAUUAUCCUCGACUUCAAUGCUGGGAAGCGCACAGCCAACUUAUUGCCUUCGGAUUUUGACUGGAGCUUAUUAAAGGAGUCUAUUGACGUGCAACGAAUAGCUGCCGUCGGCCACUCGUUUGGAGCUGCAACUGCAAUAAAAUCUCUGGGCCGUGACUCCAGAUUCAGGUGUGGGGUGGCUCUGGACGCCUGGAUGUUUCCCUUGAAAGACGAAAUCUUCUCUAACAUCCACCAACCCGUGUUAUUCGUGAACUCGGAAAAGUUCCACUGGGUCAAUAACAUCUUAAUCAUGAAAAAAAUGGACUCCACCAGCGUUGAGAGGAAGAUGAUAACAAUUAAGGGGGCCGUGCACCAGAGCUUCCCAGACUUCACAUUUCUGACUGGUAAUGUACUUGGGAAUUUAUUCAAAUUAAAAGGAGAAAUCAAUCCUUACGUGGGGAUGGAUAUAAUAAACCACGUCACAUUAGCCUUCCUGCAGAGACACUUAGAUCUUCAGAAAGACUUUAACCAAUGGGACGAUUUAAUCGAUGGUAAAGGGGAGUUUCUCAUGCCUGGCACCAACCUUGAUUUGCCCCCAGCAGAGACUCCCCAAUGACACUCACAGGGAACCUCCUACAGAAAAGACUUUGGACUUGGUGCUAAACUUUAAUAUUGUGACACCACUCUGCCCCCUAGUGGUAGAGAUGGGGAUGAAUCACUAACUCAGUAACAGACUUGUGACACUACAAUUUUUCUCUCUAUUCAGAGGGCAAUUUACCCUUUUACAUUGGACCUGCCCUGGUAAAUGCCAGAGGGGCUGCUGUAAGUUGCCAUAUACAUGUUAUAUUUAGUGGGCUAGUAGGGGGCUGUUUGGGCCAUCAGAGCCUAUUUUGAUUCCCAGUCCAGACCUGAUACAGAACAUGUACUAAUGCCGGGCAGGUUCAUGGUCCCAUUAAAGGGGUUGUUCACCUUUUCUAUAACUUUAGUAGGAUGUAGAUAUUGAUAUUCUGAGACAAUUUGCAAUUGGUUCCCAUUUUUUAUUAUUUGUAGUUUUUGAGUUAUUUCGCUUUUUAU